AAAGAAGUUUGUACCUCUUAUGUGAAGUAUCAAGGAGCAAGGAAGAAAAUGGGGAGGAAAUAAGGCAAUUUCCCAUGUUCUACUAACUGAGAAAAAGGGUGUCUAUGGCAAGUUGCUUGGGCUCUGGGACCAACCUCCACAAUAAUGAGACUCCAUGGUUUCUUCUUGGCUCUCUUUGCCGUCUUCCAGGUACUGCACGCUAUCAGCAGUGCACUCAAUUUUGAAAGACCUUGCUACCUCCGAGGAGGUAUCUGCCUGAAGCAGGGGACACCAAACUGUGAGCCUUUCAGAGGACCCUGCAGAGCUUUCACUGUCUGCUGCAAAAUAAGAAGUUGACACGCCAGAGGGUCAAGGAACCUGGCGGGUGAGGGAUCUGAGUGUGGCUCCUGUGGUCUGAGUGAGAGCAACAUGUUCAAGUCUGAACCAUACAUCUCACUGCCGUCACCAUUGCUGGCUAUUGUGGCCAGAGAAGAGGUAGGCAGAGUGAGGAAGACAAUGGGGAGAAUCCAUGUAUAUUAUAAUAUUUACAAAGAUUUUUAUUUGAAAACAUUCUGUUUUAUCAAACACAUUUUAUAGAUAUAGAAAUUAAAAUUUAACCAGGUUGAAAAACUUGCCAAAAAAAAAUCACAGACAAUAAAUAGAAAUGCCAAGUCAAAGGCUCUUCUAUUUUCCAAAAACACUCUGCCUAUAUGGAAUGGGGCUGGAUGCAAAAGAGUUCACCAGUGCGAGGUGGGCUAGCUGGAGACAAGCUACUAUAGUAGGUAAAGUGUUAUCCAAAAAGCUCGCUGAGGAAUGGCAUCAUGACGCUGGGCCCGAGGAGGAAGCCUCUGUAAGUUUCUAUUGCUAUAAUAAACAUC
This is a messenger RNA of Mus musculus (house mouse), 857 nucleotides long. RefSeq names its product predicted gene 6040 (gene Defb51). The record is from RefSeq and is marked validated. The transcript is spliced from 3 exons. NCBI's taxonomy places the organism in Eukaryota, Metazoa, Chordata, Mammalia, Rodentia, Muridae. The coding region runs from base 145 to 336 and encodes 63 amino acids.